Molecule: messenger RNA, 1399 nt
Organism: Porites evermanni
Lineage: Eukaryota; Metazoa; Cnidaria; Anthozoa; Scleractinia; Poritidae
Source: the annotation of a GenBank genome assembly
AUGUGUUUUAAGGUGUUCGAGCCACUCCAGGUGUGAUUUUUUGGCCACAAGACGCUGUUGCUUUUGCGUGGUCUCUCAUUACAUUAACGUUGCUCAGCAGGUAAUUAUCUCAUUAACUAAUUCAAUUAGUAUGUAAUUCCCUUAGGGCUCCCAAUGCAGCACUGGUUGGAUACAUGACAGUGCAGGGAACAUUUUGACACCAGUCUUGUAUCAAGUGAGUCAUGCAGUAAUGAGAUAUGACAUCACAAAAGAACAAAUUUCCCACGGUUGUAGCAACUGAUGGUUUGCACUGGAAACUCUGAAAUUCACUUAGCCCUACAUAUGGGCUAAAUGCCUGCAAAAUUUGGUUGGGCAAGGUAUAAUCCUCUUAGGGAUAUUAACGGUUAAAGUUUUUUGCAAUAUGGCGGACCAAAAACCUUGUCACCAGUCUCUUGUCUCGGUUUUUUACAUGAAAACGAGUCAAACUUUAACCCCUAAUAUCUCUAAGAGGUUUCAAACUUACAGGAUAGACUCCCACACUCAAGGGUUAUCUCCUGAAUAAGGGGGGUUCUCCGAAUCCGGGGGGGCUCCUUUUCCUUGCUAUUGUAGUUAUGGUGCUGAAUGUCCAUAGUUAUGCAACUAGCGCAGCGACGAGUAAGCACCAGUAUAGGAUAUUGUUGAUGGUGGUCUCUGUUUUCAGGGGGUCUUUGGAUCUGGGGGGCCCUCCUUUUCCUUACUCUGAUUGUAGGUUAAGUGCUGAACAUCCUUAGUUAAGCGACUACCGCAUCGACUAGUAAGCACCAGUAUAGGAUAUUGUUAAUGGUGGUCUCUGUCUUUGGGGUGUCCCUGGAUGUGGGGGGCCUCCGCUUCCUUACUCAGAUUGUAAAAUUGAUUUUCAGCUUUAAAUUGGAUUCCUUUAAAGCUGAUCUCAAAAAGGUUGCGCUUGAUGAUAAUAUUGGAGCUGAACUUAAAUUAAAGUUGUCAAAGGUUAAAGUCCCCAGCACUGUAAUAAGAAAUGACUCGAAUACAGAUUUCGACACCAUCAAGAACCAUUUCAAGAUAUUGUGUUGCACGAGGGCAGCAGCAAUCAUCCUGAAUUAUCCAUCACUCAACAAGCUGUCCACUUACAUGUGUCUAUCCUCGAUUUUGCUGCCUAUUGCAAAUACAAGAAGCGUAUGAGGUUUGAACCCAACAUGCAACAUGUGCUAGGAACAGUGAAGACAAUUGUCCAGUCGUGGAUAGCAUUUUUGGAGACAGUAGGCGAAAAAGAUGAAGUUGAACAGCUCAAAGCAUUCAAUACAGUGAUCGCAAAAGCCAAGGAGGGUGACGAAGAAAGUUAGGAUUUGAAGAGCCUUCAGACCUCAGAUUCCCCACAAUGGAAAAGACCGAGCCCAUUUAUAUCUUAAGACACCAGUAUUAG